AUAAUAAAUCCUGAGUUUUACACUGGGCUUGGCCUUGGGUCGGGCGAAAGAAUGCAGGUCAUCAGAAUCAAGGCCUGACUUGUGAAACAAUAUGCAUAUAGAGAGAGAAGUGAAAGCUGAUUGUUUUCUGCCAAAACUCCCACUGGAGCCGCCGGUGGACCGAUCAACCUUCUUUCCGAAUGUUGGUAAAUCCUCCCACACCAUUGUUUCUCUGGAAAACCACCGUAAGAUAAAAAAAACCCCUAAAGGUUGAAACUGCGCCCUGUAACCCACCUCAAAUAUUUGGUAUCUCCGUCGCCGUUCAAACAGGCUAGAAGCUUCCCGACUGGCCUAGACCUUAAGCAACCCUUUCUCGCCGUCAAUCUCACGGUGAAACCCAAGGAAUUUGAGGGGUUUGCAGAAAUGGAGGAAACGAUACCGUUUAAGAAUCUUCAUAGCAGAGAGUAUCAAGGUCACAAGAAGAAGGUGCAUUCGGUAGCUUGGAAUUGUACUGGCACGAAGCUUGCUUCUGGUUCUGUUGACCAAACAGCUCGUGUUUGGCUCAUUGAGCCUCACGGCCAUGGUAAAAUUAAAGACAUUGAAUUGAAGGGACAUACUGAUAGUGUGGAUCAGCUUUGUUGGGACCCCAAGCACACUGAUCUGAUAGCGACUGCAUCAGGUGACAAGACGGUUCGUCUGUGGGAUGCUCGUAGUGGAAAAUGCUCUCAGCAGGCAGAACUUAGUGGGGAGAAUAUAAACAUCACCUAUAGACCUGAUGGAACCCAUGUAGCUGUUGGGAACAGGGAUGAUGAACUGACAAUACUGGAUGUUCGCAAAUUUAAGCCAAUUCAUAGGCGCAAGUUCAAUUAUGAGGUAAAUGAGAUUGCUUGGAAUAUGACAGGAGAGAUGUUCCUUUUGACAACUGGGAAUGGUACUGUUGAAGUGCUAGCAUACCCAUCUCUUCGACCACUUGACACAGUUGUAGCUCAUACAGCUGGUUGCUACUGCAUUGCAAUAGAUCCAAAGGGAAGAUACUUUGCAGUUGGAAGUGCUGAUUCCUUAGUUAGCCUUUGGGAUAUCUCAGAGAUGCUUUGUGUCCGAACAUUUACGAAGCUAGAAUGGCCUGUCAGGACAAUAAGCUUCAACCACACGGGAGAUUAUAUCGCAUCUGCUAGCGAAGACUUGUUCGUUGAUAUAUCCAAUGUUCAUACUGGACGCUCCUUGCAUCAAAUCCCAUGUAAAGCUGCCAUGAAUAGUGUUGAGUGGAAUCCUAAGUACAAUUUGCUUGCAUAUGCUGGGGAUGAUAAGACCAAAUAUCAGACUGAUGAAGGUGUUUUUCGAAUAUUUGGCUUUGAGAAUCCCUAAAUUAUACCAGAGCUUGGGCUAGCAUCAUGUUGUAACAUCAGAAUUAUUGGUCUCCUUUUGUUCGAUUGGCUUUUGAUUUUUUUUGGGUACAAAAAAAAAAUUUUUGAAGUCAAGAGGUGCCAGGGAUUUGCCUUAAAUUGUUUGCUUUAAAUUAUGUCCUUAUUAUGUUUGAUCUUGUUCAUGAAAUAUGAAUUUAUGUUUUGUUUUAAAUUAUUUCCUUGUUAUA
Hevea brasiliensis (rubber tree) is the source of this 1570-nucleotide messenger RNA. RefSeq names its product THO complex subunit 3. Bases 403 to 1344 code for a protein of 313 amino acids. Gene Ontology annotation, molecular function: protein binding. Lineage: Eukaryota; Viridiplantae; Streptophyta; Magnoliopsida; Malpighiales; Euphorbiaceae. The record is from RefSeq and is a predicted model, not a curated record. Gene Ontology annotation, cellular component: THO complex part of transcription export complex. The transcript has 11 exons. Gene Ontology annotation, biological process: mRNA export from nucleus.